AAUCGGUAAUAAGAAUUUAAACAAAAUUAUUAACGAUUGAAAAUUUUCGUUUUUUGAUUUUCUAUAGGCAGUUAAUUGUCUUCGAACAAUUAUAGAUGAAGUUCGAUUAGAUUCAUCACCACCAAGUCAAGGUGGUAAUGUUCAUCCAUUAACAUCACAUGUAUUGGCUUUUAUGGAAGGUUUACUUUCUUAUGAAGAUACGGCUACUAUUAUAGCUUCGAUUUAUGUUGAACAAGAACAGCGUAAAAAGAAAAAACAGUUUAAUAUAUUAUUUGAAAUAUUAAAA
Rotaria sp. Silwood2 is the source of this 286-nucleotide messenger RNA. The record is from the annotation of a GenBank genome assembly. NCBI's taxonomy places the organism in Eukaryota, Metazoa, Rotifera, Eurotatoria, Philodinida, Philodinidae.